AUGUCUGGUAGACGUGGUUCAUUCGGCGGUCCACCAGGAGGCCGUGGAGGCGGUUCAUCAAGAGGUGGUUCUAGAGGUGGUUCUAGAGGAGGCCGUGGAGGAAGUGAUAGAGGCGGUAGAGGAGGCUCUAGAGGAGGCCGUGGAGGAAGUGAUAGAGGAAGUUCAAGAGGUGGACGUGGAGGUAGUGAUAGAGGCGGUAGAGGUGGAUCAAGAGGAGGCCGUGGAGGUAGUGAUAGGGGCGGUAGAGGAGGUUCAAGAGGAGGUCGUGGUGGAAAAGAACCAGUCUCUCAUUCAGUUAUCAAGAAUCAUGAUGGUGCUGAUACUAGAAUUACAGGUACAAAUAUGGCACCAUUAAAGAAUGCUCGUGUUUUUGGUGGUAAUGUUGGUGCUCCAGGUCCACCACCUCCAAGCUUUAAUGGUCCACCAAGAGGUGGGAAAAGAGGUCGUGAUGAUGAUAUGCAUAGUUCACCAGCUCAUAAAAGAACAAAAAGUUUCAGUGAUUCUUCUUCAAGACCUCCAAGAGAUGGUAAUGGCUUUGGUAAACCACAACGUGGUGGAGGUAGUGGCCGUGGAGGAAGUUCAAGUGAUAGAGGUGGUAGACCACCAAGAGAUGGUAGAGGAUUUGAUCAUUUUGGUAACAGAGAUAAAACUGAUGGAUUUGAUCAAAAAAAAUUAUUUGAAAGAACAAGACCUCCAAAACCACGUUUCUCAAUUGAUUCAUUAAAACCAUUGGUUCCAAAAGUUUUAAAUACAAGUGAAGAAAAUACUAGAGCUGUUUAUAUUUUAGGUAUGAGUCCUUCAAUUACUGAAGAUGAUAUUAGAGAAUGGAUUAUUGAAUUUUCAUCAUCUAAAAAAACUGAAGGUGCAACUUCAAAUUUGGUUAGUUCUUUGUUUAAACCUAAAAAAGAAGAAAAUGAAGAACAAACAAUAAGUGAUCUUGAAAAAGCUAAAGCUGAAGAAGCUAUUACAAAACCAAAUGAUGAAGCUAAUGGUGAGACUAAUGGUGAAGCUAAUGGUGAGACUAAUGGUGAAGUUAAUGGUGAAAAAACCGCUAUUGAUAAUAAUGAUAAUGCUGAAAAAGGUGAAGAAGACGAGGAAGAAGAUGGUGAUGAUGAAGAUGACAAUUCUGAUGAUGAAGCGGAGAAAGAAGAUAAAAAUAAAGAAGAUAAGACACCAAAGAAACCUUUAGAUCCAGAACAACAGAGACUUGCAACUUUACGUAAGAAUAAAAGAAGAGAAAGACGUAAAAAUAAAGCUAAAACUGCUAAAUAUGUUGAAAGAAGAUUGAACUCUAAAGCUCAACAUUUGUUGGAUAAUAUCAGAAAUGUUAUAUUUGAUACUCAAGAUAGUAAUGGUAAAUCAAGAGGUAAUGCUUAUGUUGAAUUUUCAACUCCAAUUUCAGCUAUUUUAUUCAGAGUUGUUAUUGAAAAAGUUAAUAAGAAUAAUAAAGAAAAAGGAUUAAAUUCAAGAUUCAUUACAAAAUUUGCUAAAGUUUCUAAAUAUCCAUUUACUUUGGUUAAAGCUACUGUUAAAGUUGAAUCAGUUGAAAUUACUGAAGGUGUUUCAAAACCACAAGAACCACCAUCACAAAAUGGAGCAGUUAAUGGUGUUGCCAACCCACAAAUCCCAAUACCACCUAGUGCUAACAAUCCAAGAGUUAAAACUGAAGGUGAAGUACCAAUUCCAUCAUCACCAUUUGUUAAUGUUCCACCACACGCUAGAUCUGAUAGUAGAACUGCACCUUUACCACCAACACCAACAUCUUCACAAAGAGUACCAUUACCACCACAUCAUCAACCAAAUCAACCACCAUCUGCAAAUCAUUCUAGACCACCACCACCACCAUCUGCAAAUGCUCCACCACAAUUGUCUCGUCGUGGUCAACAAGGACCACCAUCACAACAAGUACCACCAUCAAGAAAAGCACCACCAAGUGGUCCAGGUGGUCCAAAUGGAGCAGCAAUCCCACCACAUCGUUCUCAAGGUCCACAACAACCACCAACAAGACAACCAAUGGGAGCUGGAUCACCAAGACCAGGUCCUCCAUCAGGUGCAGGUUCACCAUCUUUAUCAAAUGCAAAUGUUAGAGGUGCUCCAAAUUUUGCAAAUUCACCAAGACAAGGCCCACCAGUCCAACAACCACCUCCAGGUUUAUCACGUCGUAGUGGUCCACCACCACCACCAUCUCAACAAGUACCACCAACUGCAGGUUCACCACAACAAGCUUAUGGGCAACCAAGAGGUCCUCCAGUACAACAACAACCAAAUAGAGCCAAUGUACCUCCAUCACAACAAAGAGGUCCACAAGGUCCACCACCACAAGGUCCACCACAACAAGGUCAAUUUGGUAGAGGUCCAAUUCCACCUACAGCUCAAAGAGGUCCACCACCACAACAAGGACAAUAUGGUAGACCACCACCUCAAGGUUAUCCACCACAAGGUUAUUCAGCACAAGGACCACCACCACCUCAAGGUUAUCCACCACAACGUCCAGGCUCAAAUUCAGGCCCAGGAGGUCCACCACAACCACAACCACAAUUUAGACAAGGUGUUCCACCUCAAGCAAGACCUCCACCACAAGGAUAUCCAUAUCAAGGUCAACCAGGAGGUCCACCAGGCCCAGGAGGUCCACCACCUCAAUUUAGACAAGGACCACCACCACCUCAAGGUUAUGGUUAUCCACCUUAUCAAGGAGGUCCACCACAAGGUGGAUCAGUACCACCUCAAGCUCAAGGUCAAAGAGGUCCACCACCUCAAGGUUAUAAUUAUCCACCACAAGGUCAAAGACCUCCACCACAAGCUUAA
Hansenula ciferrii is the source of this 2805-nucleotide messenger RNA. Its product is annotated as Collagen alpha-2(I) chain. The transcript has a single exon. The coding region runs from base 1 to 2805 and encodes 934 amino acids. Lineage: Eukaryota; Fungi; Ascomycota; Saccharomycetes; Phaffomycetales; Wickerhamomycetaceae. The record is from RefSeq and is a predicted model, not a curated record.